Portunus trituberculatus (swimming crab) is the source of this 7087-nucleotide messenger RNA. RefSeq names its product chaoptin-like (gene chp). NCBI's taxonomy places the organism in Eukaryota, Metazoa, Arthropoda, Malacostraca, Decapoda, Portunidae. The coding region runs from base 308 to 4168 and encodes 1286 amino acids. The record is from RefSeq and is a predicted model, not a curated record. Gene Ontology annotation, molecular function: protein binding. The transcript is spliced from 14 exons.
UUUCGUCGCGAGCACACGUUUACGCUCUCCCUCUCUCCAGUCACUUUAGGUCGCUGCUCCGUGACCUCGCCCCAGACUGAAAGGUCACGUUGGUGGCCAGGUUUAGGGAAGUCUGACCUGACCCCCUCACCCCCACCCUCAGGACCCCCCCACCCUCCCUGUAGGACAAGCGCGGAACAGAGUUUAAGAAAGUUUACUCCUAAGGGCGACACUCACACGGGAAAAGUUUUGGCAGUGAGAGCAGAGUGUUGACACCUCGCACUCUCCCUCGCCUCUCACUAAUACUGACCCCUGCUAACACUGAAAGAUGUGGGAGAUUAAAUUGGGCUCGAUGGUUCUCCUGAUAACCUUCCUGCUGAUGACCUGGGCGUACCUGUCAGGUGCGACCCAGGUGGUGCAGAACACGCACCUCACCAAGUACCCUAUUAACGAACGUCUCACCCACUACCGCCCUCACGUGAACGACCCGCGACGACCUAACCGCUACGAUCUGCCCGGCGAUUAUCCCAGGUGUAACUUCAACGCCCAGUGCACUUGUUCGAACACUGGACCUGACCUCGGCUUGGUGUUCUGUGACAAUGUGGAGCUCGGACGCGUGCCAGAGGAGCUGAACAACACUAAGAUCCACACGCUGACUCUUCGCUCCAAUAACCUGCGAAGUCUCGACGAGUAUGCCUUCUAUAGCACAGGCAUGUGGCGACUCGAGGUGCGCCACAACGCCCUGCUGGAGAUCCCGGAGAAGGCCUUCCAUGGGCUCGAGAGGUCACUGUGGGAGCUUGACCUGCAGUACAAUGACCUCACCCGCCUGCCUCGCGACGCCCUUCGGAAACUGCGCAAGCUGAAGACUCUUGACCUCACUGGUAACUUCAUCUCAGACUUGACAUUGGAGGACUUCCAGGGCUACGAGACUUCCCUGCAGACACUCGUGUUGGCAGAGAACUCCCUCACGCUGAUCCCUGAGGGCAUCUUUCGCACCCUGGAUAACCUUCGCACUCUGAACCUGAGGGGCAACAACAUCCUCACCAUCAACGCCCAGGCCUUCCAGGGUGUCUCCAGCCAGCUGGCCCACAUCAACCUGGCCAACAACCUCCUCCCCAACAUCCCCUUCAAGGCCAUCUCCUCCGUGCCCAGCCUGCAGACACUCAACCUGGCUAGGAACCGCAUCUCCCUCACCUUUGACGUGCUCUACACUGGCUCACUCUCCAUGGACACCCUUGUCCUUGACUUCAACCAGAUCGAGACACUGCCGCCAUACUCCUUCCAGAACUUUGGGACUGUCAACCGCACAUCGCUGAGAGGCAACCCACUCACCCACAUCAAUGACGACGCUUUCAAGGAUGCCAAGAUCAAGGAGCUGUACCUGCAUGACUCUGACCUGUGGAGCAUCUCUGACAAUGCCUUCCGAGGCCUGGAGUCCACCCUGCAGACACUGGACCUCAGCUACAACAACCUCUCCUCCAUCCCCUCCCAGGCCAUCGACAACCUGGCAUCACUGCGUUCCCUCUCCAUCAGCAACAACAAGCUGUCUCUGGACCCCACCGAGGCCUUCAAUGGCUUCCGCUACACCCUGCAGUACCUCAACCUCCUAGGGGACAACAUGGGCUCAAUCCCAAUGGACAAACUGAAGGAGAUGCGUAAUGUGCGCACCCUUGGCCUCAGCACCCUCCCAGACACCUCACUCUCUAAGAAAGACUUCAAGGGUUUCGGUCCAGCUGUGGAGAAGCUGUACCUCAUGAAGAAUGGCAUCACUGGAGUGUCCGCCAAUGCCUUUGAGCACGUCCCAGGUGUCAAGAUUCUGGACCUCUCCAACAACAGGAUCGGUUCUUUUGACAACGAGGCGUUUGCUAACAUUGGCGGUGGCCUGGAGGAGCUGCGACUGAGUUCUGGCCUGUCCAUGAGUCAGUUGCCGCCUCAGCCCAUGCAGUACCUCAUUACCCUGCGAGAGCUGGACCUGAGCAACAACGCCCUCACUAAGGUCAGCGGGGAAUGCUUCCGGUACAUGCGCAACCUCCACACCCUCAACAUGCAGGACAAUAAGAUUGACCACCUCACUCGCAACCACUUCCAGGGCAACUUCCACCCCUACCUUGAGUCCAUCCAACUCUCCUUCAACUCCAUCUCCAAGAUUGAGCCCACCACCUUCCACGACUACAAGAACCUCAAGUACCUCUACCUGGACGACAACCAGAUCACCACCAUCGAGAGGUCUGGAUUCUCUAACCUGGAGAAGCUGGAACACCUGGACCUGGAGGGCAACAACAUCCGUACACUAGGCUAUGAGGCGUUCCAGAACAUGCCAAAACUGCGCUACCUGGAUCUGUCCUUCAACGAGAUGGACAACUUGAACCUGGAUGCCUUUGACCAGGUGGGGACAUUGAGCACCCUCACCAUCGAUGCCAGCCACAACCGUAUUCCCUUCCUCAAGCUGAACGGCUCCAUGUGGAACUCCUAUGCCAGCAUCAAGAUGAUUGACUUCAGCCACAACAACAUCUCCUGGAUCUCCCGUGACUACUUUGAGUCUGUCCGCUCCUCCAUCAUUCACCUGUGGUUCCAUCACAACAACCUCAGAAACAUUAGUGCCAGUGUGUUCUUUAACUUCCCUCAGCUGCAGCUUCUCGACUUCUCCCACAAUAUUGUCAAUGAGAUCGACCACGAGGCAUUCAGAGAGACACGUCGCCUCCACUACGUCAACUUCCGCCACAACAACCUGGCCGACCUUCCUCCCUCACUGUUUGAGAACCACAAUCGUCUGCGCCACUUUGACGUCUCCUUCAACGAGCUCCGAGGCAUUCCUGACGGACUCUUCAAGGUCGCUCCGUUAGAAAUUUUCAGAGCACGCAACAAUCGCUUCUCCAAAUUCCCAGAUUCCAGCCUGGAACGCUGUGCCGACUCCAUCCGGGUCAUUGAUGUGGCGUACAACGAGAUCGACUCCCUCACUGACGCAAUGAUGGGCCGUUUUGACAACCUGGUGUCCCUUGAUGUCUCCCACAACCACAUCAAGACCAUCGAGGCCCGCUCCUUCCGUGGCACUUGGCAUCUCCUGGUCCUCGAUAUCUCCCAUAAUCCAGUCAAGGAUCUCCAGAGCUACACCUUUGAUGGGCUGCAGGACUCCCUCAUGAACCUCAGCGUGGCCAACACCUCACUCAGCGCCGUACCGGACUUUGACCUUCCUCGUCUCAUGUACCUUAACGUCUCCCACAACAUCAUCUCCUUCUUGCCCUCUAUCACCAUGGCUAACCUCACUUCCAUCAGGGUCCUGGACAUCUCCUACAAUGAGCUCCCAGUGCCUUCAAACAGUGCCUGGCAGAUGCUUCCCCGCCUUCGAGAGCUGUACAUGCAGAAGAACCCCAUCCGCUCCCUCACCAAUGACUCCUUCUCUGGGCUGGAGAGGCUGGAGGUGCUAGACAUCCGUGACUUCCCCCUGCAAGGUUUUGAGGCUGGGUGUCUAGCGUCCAUGCCCUCACUGCAGCGCCUCUACAUGACAACACAUCCCAACAUUGCCAAGUUUAACCUUGCCAAGGCACUCCACAAUGUGCCUUCACUCCAGCAGCUGAACCUUGAGGUUGAUGGAACACUUGGCAAGGAGCUCUUGAAGUACAAGUUGCCAUACCGCCUCACCAACAUCACACUCAUGGGGCCUCGCAUGCGCCAAAUCAACCCCACAGCUCUCCAGGAGCUGAGGGCCCGGGAGCUGCAGCUGACCUUCUACCACACCAGGAUGGAGGAGGUGCCCCGGGACGUCUUUAAGAACCUUGGUCGUGUCAAGUAUGUGUCAGUGGCAGCCGUCAAUAACAGCAUGAAAAAGCUGGGUGAGCCGUCCACCACUGGCUACCCUGGCACUCCCAACUCUGUCUUCCUCACAGACCUGCGGAUGCACAACAACGACUGGAGCUGUGACUGUGGCAUUGGGUGGAUUGAGCCAUGGCUGAAGAAGUGGCGCCAGUCAGUGUGUGUGGACCGAGGCCACCUGGAGGAGUACCUGCGGUGCCAGGACACAGUGCAGCGCCUGAGGGAGACGCCCUGCAGCAACAAGAAGAAGUCCAUCAUGGAAGCUCUCAAGACAGACCUAGAAUGUAGCUCUACUGCUGAUGCUUCCCUCCUCAAACCCUCCUCUCCUGUCCUUGUCACUAUCCUGCUGUCCCUCCUGUUCUUCCUCAGGGCACCCUAACUACUGUGUGGGGCAGCGACACACAGCCACGCCUGAGUUGGCUGUCGUCCAGAGGAUUUUGUAAUGUAGAGUAUGUAGAUGUUGAGUCCUUCUGUACCAUUCACACAUUCAGGACACCCACAGGACAUGGGUUGGGUUAGUGCCUGAGGAAAACCCCAAGUGCUCUCCUCUUCCCCAGAACUUGAGGAAUAUUGCCUGGUGAGCAUGAAGAGGAUUAUUACACCUAACCAUUGAGGGAACAGUUUGUGUGGAUAUAUUGCUGUGAGAAAUACUAUCCAUAUAUAUGUAAAUAUAAGCCAGGAUUACUCAAACAAGAUGCUUAUAGUAUGACUGUCACCCACUUGGUAAAGACUGACACCUUUGUGAUGGUAAUACAAGGUUAAAAAAACAGUUUCCUCUAUCAGGCAACCACUUCUCCGUCAGUUGUAUAUCCUACCAGACUCUCCAAACUGAACACGAUGAAUCAAAAACCACAAUACCACUGACACCACCAUUAACAUCUUUGGAGGAAGCACGGAGGCUACACAAACACCAGUAGACGAAAGUAACAGUGUUCCUGCUAAUGACAAAAAGUAGGUGGUGAUCUGCGGUGUGUUGAAUGUUUACACUCAAAAAGUCUUGUUGGAUUGUGGAAGGCAGAGGAGAGAGGAGGAGCUUCUGAUAUUUCUUUGGUGUCUGGGGAAGAAGCAUUAGCCUUGAGGUGUGCUUUGAGUGAGAGCGAGAAAGAUGUUUGAACUAUGUGUACUGUACUUUGGGUUUCCUACAUCUCCUCUUCCUAUUCCUCUUUCUCCUCCUCCUCCUUUUCCUCAUCCUUCACAUCCUCUGUUGUAUGUUUGUAUUAUUCCUGUGUAUAUUUGUUUGCUUGUUUUUCUCUCAGUAUUAAUUCUGCCAUGCUCAUUAAAGUUUUCUGUCUGUUCUGGUGAAAUUUUCAAUAGCUCCUCUGCCUCUCUUUCCUCCUGCAGUCAACAAAUGCAUUACUAUCAAAGUGUUUUACCUAUUUUGUGUUCACUGUCAUGAUGCCGUGUUGUUUUCCUGUUGUUUCUCUUACUACUACUACUACUACUACUACUAAUGCAACUACCACCAAUACCACUACAACUUCUACUACUACUCUACUACUACUACUACUACUACUACUACUACUACUACUUAAGUUACAUAUAGUUAGUUGAUGAAGAUAAGAUAUUUUCCUGCCAUACUAUUUUGUAUUUAACUAUUAUAGUGUGUAUGGUGGCAGUUGGCCCUGGUCGUGAUAUACAUGCAUAUAUAUAGUCUAUUUAUUUUUCAGUUCUGAAGUGGGUUUGAACCUCUUCCUACACCUAAACCUUUUGUAAAUACCUUUUUUAAAAAUUGUUGUUGUUCUGGUCUCAAUAUGUAGAAACUCAGUCCUUACAGGGGAAGCAUUUCAAGGUGUAUAGUGAAGGGAAGGUGAAGCGCUAUCCUUAGUCUGUGUUGUGUGUUGGUGUGUGUCAGUGAGGCAGUGGCUGAGUCUUCCUGAGCCAGUUUAUAGAAGAAUGUAUCCCUUCCAGCCACCUUCCUUCAGAUCUUCCCUCUUCACAGCAAACUUAUCAAGGGAGAGACAUUCUGCUUUGCAUCUACAAAUUUAGCUUUUUUUUUUCACUUUGUGUUUCCCCUCUGUGAUGAAGACAUCUUUCUUUUUACUGGUGUUUUCUCUCCUUUCUGCACGUCUCCCGAAAAUCUUUCCUGAUAGAAUAAAGGUUAAAAGAGAGACAUUCUAUUUCGUAUUCAAAUUUUGCAUUCUUCUUUAUGCUCUUUUCUUCCCACUUUUGAGGGAUGCAUGUCACUUCGUCUAGUAUUGUUUUAUUUCCUCCAGUCUCCAAAAGAAUCUCUCUUCAUACUUGAGAUAAAAAAAAAAAAAAAAGGGAGAGAGACUGUAUAUCAAACUCCAUAAUCCUCUCCACUCUGCAUUCCUCAUUUUGCGUCUCUUUCACUCAUCUUUCUUCCAAAUAAGCUAAAAAAAAAAAAAAAGUAAGUCUUCUGCAUUAGAGUGAAUGACAUGAAAGGAGAGAUCAAUUUUUUUUUUUUUUUUUUUUAUCUUAUUUCCUUGAUGUUUCUCCCCACACACAAAAGAACUAGUCUCGUAUCCCUUGUUAAAACUGAACCCUGCGGUGUCUGUUGUUGCCCCCCUCUGUAUAAUAGCCAGUAUGUGUAGGGUUUGUAUAAGCUGUUGUCAGGAUGUUAUGUGAGGAGUGAUUCACAUUAUUCUAUUGGUCUAAGUCUAUAGGCAUUCCAUAGGUCUAUUUAUAUUAUUGUUCAGCACAGUUAUAUUGCAGGUUUUGAGUGUUCCAGGAGACAGAUUGGGUUUCUAUUUUGUAAUGAUGCCAAGGUGCUUUCUCUCUCUCUCUCUCUCUCUCUCUCUCUCUCUCUCUCUCUCUUUAUUUUCCCUUUCAAGAUGUCAGACUCUCUAGCUCUCUUUUGUUCUUCCUAAUGUGUCAAUCUGAUAUUCCUACGGCUGCCUGCACCUCUUGUCUUGUCCACACCCUCCCCGUCAAGGCACCACACUACACAUACCACACGACUGUGACACGAGUAACACCGCCUGCCACACACCAACACAUCUCUCAGAAAAGCACUUGAUCUACCCCACGAUACUACUGCUAACUGUCUCCCAAGUUAUCCUUAUCUUGUUUCUUUUUCUUUUUUCCUGAAAAGUAAUAGCUACACUCUCUUUCUCUCUCCUCACAUGAGCCGUUUCUCUUUUCCGUUUAGUAAGACCGUGUUCCUCCGUGCAGUAAUUCUUUCUUUCAUUCCAGGGUAACACUUUUCUCCCCCAGGGUAACUCACUCCCAGGGUAACAACACCUUUUGGCAUUUGAUGAUACCUGAGACAUUUUAUUGUUAGUACCUAAUCUUUUUACUUCAUUCACUGCGUGUAUAGAAAUAAAAAGAUUAAUAUGUC